This is a messenger RNA of Saxophila tyrrhenica, 6273 nucleotides long. RefSeq lists its product as uncharacterized. Gene Ontology annotation, biological process: intracellular signal transduction; cAMP biosynthetic process. The record is from RefSeq and is a predicted model, not a curated record. Bases 1 to 6273 code for a protein of 2090 amino acids. Gene Ontology annotation, molecular function: adenylate cyclase activity; magnesium ion binding; protein binding. Lineage: Eukaryota; Fungi; Ascomycota; Dothideomycetes; Mycosphaerellales; Extremaceae. The transcript is spliced from 4 exons.
AUGACUCUGCGUGGCAGCCACGCGAAGCAGAACGAUUCCGGCAACAACAACACCUCCGGCAGCAACGGCGCGAGCGGUAGCAGUCAGAAUGAGGCGCCCUCGGGACGACAUGAGAGCUCGAGCUCGGUCAAGUCGACGGAUACCGUCAAGGGUCCCUUUUCGAGUGCCAGAGGGACGCCGAUGAAAGUCAAUACGAACAAGAACUUGCAACUCGAUCGCAAAGACUCAGAGGUCUCACCUUUUAGCAAACCAGCUCCUGCCAAUGCGCGCUCAACGAUUGCACCAUGGGAUGUCGAGGGGUCGCCCAAGGAGCAGUCCAACAGUUACUCCGGGAGCAUCCCCGCUAUCAACAGACAGCCCCCCUCAGCCUCUCCAUGGUCCGGCAACACCAACAACUCUACGCAGAUGCCAAGUUCAGUCUUCGGCGGCACAUUCUACAACGACUCGACCGACAACCUCGGACAGGUCUCACCAGGCUUCGCACCGAAGAAUGGUAUGGGCUUCCCAGACGGUGACGAUCGACGACCUUCAAUCGCAAGCGCAACAACUGUGUCCUCGACCGGCUCCAAGUCCAGCGCGAGCGCGAAGGUGCACAAGAAGCUGCAGGGGUUCUUUGGCGAAGAGUAUACCGGUCUGAAGGAGGCGAGUCGUCAGGGCUCAGAGACGAGUUCGAUGCAGAGCAGCAACCUACCGGCCUUUGCGCCUGGCGCAGGCUCGCAGAGAAACAGGAACAACUCGGUCAAUGAUAUGCGCAGUGGUCCACCUUCGCCGUCGAGCUCAAGACCGCGCACGCCCGGUGCUUCUGCAGCUCCAGACAGUGAGGUGACGCCGUGGGUGUUCCAAGACAACCAGGACAUGCCCAGCACGUCUGGCUCCUUCUUCCCAGACCACAGUCGGACUCGCAACCAGAAAUCUUCGACCCACCACCGCCUCCACCUCCCCGGCCACCGACACAACCGCAGCAAUGAAGAGAAGCAUAGCAUAAGCCAUGGCGCAUUCCCACUGCGCCCCACGACGAGCAGAGAACAAUCGUUCAGCCUGCGGCGCGAGGGUCCCCCCUCAGCAAUGGCAUCUGCGCUUAACUUGAAAGGACGUGACCGCAGUCCCACACCAAGCACGCGCAGCAACAACAGCGGGCAGACGACACAGAGCCAGAAAUCGCCAGCCAACCAGCAAGGGAAAGAGAAGCGCUCACUGUUCGACCGAGUGACCGGUCGACACAAGAACGACAAGGAGGAUGGUGACAAGCUACAGUCGGCCUCUACCACGUCGCUUUCGAACCCUAUCUCACGCCCGCAGUCGAAGACUCGCAAUGACACCAAGUCCAUCGCGAAACCCACCAAGACCAAGACCGCUGACGCGAACGGUAACCUCGGCGGUAAGAAAGAGCACAGCAGAUUGCCCUUCAAGGGUCGCAAAGACACUGUCGCAGACACCAAGCAGGCCAAAGACCCCAACGCGAAGGCGUCUGAAGAUGGCGCGGCGCUAUGGCACCUUGAUACUGACAUGAAGAACAUGGAGGGGAUAGUAGACCACAAGCAGCCCAUGACGCCGCCGGCAGGAGGAACAGACGAGAUAUACACUGGCUGGCCUGGUGAGCAAGCCGGGAAGAAAGAGGUGCGCAAUGAAGAGACUGGAGCGUGGGAAGUGCCCGACAGCUGGGCCGUAAAGCGCGUCAAAGAUGAGAACGCACAGAGACUCAAGGAGAUUGACGAAGAUGGAAAUGCGCCUGGUGCUGAGGAUCCUGGUCCGAUGUACUUUAUGCGUAUCUUCCGGGCGGAUCAGACGUUUGCGGUCAUCUCUGCGAGUCUGAAUACCACGGCGGCGGAGCUGAUCAGCAUGAUGGCGAAGAAGACUUUCCUACAGGAUGAGCUGGAUAACUACCAGAUCGUUAUGCGGAAGCAGGAUGCCAGCCGCCAGCUCCAGCCUAGUGAGCGACCACUCGUGAUGCAGAAGCGUCUCCUGGAGAUGGCCGGCUACAAGUCCAACGACCGACUCGAAGACCUCGGACGGGAAGACCACGGAUACCUUUGUCGCUUCACUUUCUUACCUGCGAAGAUGAGUGGCUACUCAAGUCUCGAGCGUGAUCCUGGCUUCAACAAGGUCCAGCGCUUCAACCACAUCGACCUAGCCGGACGCAAUCUCAUCACCAUCCCCAUCGCGCUGUACCAGAAGGCCACCGAGAUCAUAACAUUGAAUCUUUCGCGCAAUCUGAAGCUCGAUAUCCCGAAGGACUUCAUCCAGGCUUGCACCCAGCUGAGGGAGAUCAAGUAUACUUCGAAUGAAGCCUGGAAGCUGCCGCAGAGUUUGUCUCUGGCCGCUAAGCUGACGAUGUUAGAUAUUUCCAACAAUCGGCUGGAGCAGCUGGAGCAUACCGAGAUGGACAAGCUUCCUGGCCUAGUGAGCAUCAGGCUGUCGAACAAUCUUCUCACCAGUGUCCCGCAAUAUUUCUCAAAGUACCACGCUCUGCGCAGCCUCAAUCUGUCGUCGAACUCUCUCACCGAGUUCCCGAAUGCGCUGCGCGAACUUACCGCUCUGGUCGACCUGGACGUGAGCUUCAACUCGAUCUCAGAUCUGGGCGACAUGGGCAACCUGGUGAACCUCGAGCGACUGUGGGCGACAAACAACAAGCUAUCCGGCGCCUUCGACGAGACCUUCAGCAAGCUCACGAACCUCAAGGAGAUCGAUGCACGCUUCAACGCCAUCACCAACAUCGACGUGGUGUCGCAGCUGCCGAAACUGGAGGCGCUGAUGCUGGGCCACAAUUCGAUCUCGCAGUUCGAGGGCUCGUUCCCGAAGCUCAAGGUGCUGUUCCUCAACCACAACCCAGUGACGAACUUCGAUCUCAGCGCGCCGGUGCCAUCCCUGGCGGUCCUGAACCUUGCCUCCGCGAAGUUGUCCCGGCUCCCGGAUGCGCUGUUCAUGAAGAUGUCGGGCCUCACCAAGCUGAUCAUCAGUAAGAACCACUUCGUCUCGCUCUCCUCGCACUUCGGCCUGCUGUCGAAGCUGGAGUAUCUGAGUAUUGCGAAGAACGAGCUGAGUCGCUUGCCCGCGGAGAUCGGACGGCUGCAAGAGUUGAGGUAUCUCGAUGUCCGGGAGAAUAACCUUGGCAUGCUACCCUCGGAGCUUUGGUAUGCGAAGCGCUUGGAGACACUCAAUGUGUCUUCGAAUGUGCUCUCGGACUUCCCCAAGCCUGGUGCACCGUUGCCGCCAUUGCCCGAUACUGCCGCGACGCCGAGCCAACCGCAGGCGAGCAGCCCGGACUUCGAGGAGCUAGGGAAGCUGGAGGACUUCCAGAUGCGUCGCCCGAGUGCUGCGUCUGGCAUGUUGAGCGUGUCGAGCUCGCCAGGCACGGCAUCGCGAAAGGGCUCAGUCGUGUCUUACAGCUCCCAGAAGCCCUCUCUCAUCGGCCGCACGAACACCAGUGGUAGCACAGCAGGCACCAUCACGCCCUCAGGCACGAGGAAGGAUUCCACGCUGAGCAGUAGACUGGCUUCGACGUUUUCGGGAUCUCUGCGGCACUUAUUCUUGGCUGACAACCGGCUCGAGGACGAUGUGUUCAAUGAGCUGGUCUUGCUGCCGGAGUUGAGGAUUUUAAAUCUGUCGUACAACCAGCUUUACGAUAUCCCACCGAGGACGAUCAAGAGGUGGCAGCAUCUGAAUGAGCUGUAUCUAUCCGGCAACGACUUGACUUCGUUGCCUUCGGAGGACCUAGAGGACGGGUCGUCGCUUAAGGUUUUGCAUCUCAAUAACAACAAGUUCCAGGUGCUACCUGCGGAAUUGGGCAAGGUGCAGAAGCUGGCGAUCCUGGAUGUGGGCAGCAAUAUGCUCAAAUACAACGUCUCGAACUGGCCGUACGACUGGAAUUGGAACUGGAACCACCAACUCCGGUAUUUGAACCUGUCGGGCAACAAGCGUCUGGAGAUCAAGCCGAGCCAGCAGUCGUUGAGCGGUAGGGACACUCGCGACCUGACGGACUUUUCUUCGCUCGUGAACCUACGAAUUUUGGGUCUGAUGGAUGUCACAUUGACCAUCCCGUCGGUACCGGACCAAGGCCCCGAUAGACGUGUGCGGACGGCAGGAUCCAUCAUCGGCACGACGAUGCCGUACGGUAUGGCCGAUACGCUCGGUAGAAACGAGCACCUGUCGAUCCUGGACAUGGUCGUCCCUCGCUUCCGCGGACACGAAGACGAGACGCUCAUCGGGUUGUUCGACGGGCAGUCGUUGUCUUCUGGUGGAAGUAGAGUCGCCAAGUAUCUGCACGAGAAGUUCAAGCAUCACUUCAUCGAAGAGCUGGACAAGAUCAAGAGCGGUGAGACGCCUGCUGAUGCCAUGCGCCGCACCUACCUGGGUUUGAACAAGGAGCUGGCGACGGUGGCUACGCAGAUGAUUGACGCGAAGGAGCAUCCUAGUCUUGCUCUGGCGCACAGGAAGAGCGUUUCCGGCCCGGAUCUGUCUGAGGACGAUCUGACGUCUGGAAGUGUGGCGACGGUCAUGUAUCUGCAUGGCAUGGAGCUUUACAUGUCCAACGUCGGCGAUGCGCAGGCUCUUCUCAUCCAGUCGGAGGGCGGACACAAGAUGAUUACUCGCAAGCACGAUCCGGCGGAGAAUAGCGAACGUGCUCGCAUUAGAGAGGCGGGUGGUUAUGUUUCUCGACAGGGCAAGCUCAAUGAUCAGCUGGAGGUGUCGCGGGCGUUUGGGUUCGUGCAGUUGACGCCUUGUGUGAUUGCUGCGCCGCACGUUGUGAGGGUGGACAUCAAGGAGUCGGAUGAGAUGAUCUUGCUGGCUUCAAGGGAGCUGUGGGACUAUCUGAGCCCGGAGUUUGCGGUGGAUGUGGCAAGACAGGAGCGUGGUGAUCUGAUGCGUGCGGCGCAGAAGCUGAGGGAUCUUGCGAUUGCCUUCGGCGCUACAGGCAAGAUCAUGGUGAUGAUGGUCGGCGUGAGCGAUCUCCGCAAGCGCGAGAAGGCGAGGUUCAGGACGCACAGUAUGAGUAUGGGCCCGUCUGGCGCCGCUGACGACUACUUCAACACUGUCCGCACCAAGGGCAGGCGUGGUCGGGAAACCGUUGGAGACUCCAAGCUUGCUCGCCUGGACCAGGAGGUCGAUGCGCCGACGGGAGAGGUGACGUUGGUGUUUACCGAUAUCAAGAACAGCACCAUCCUGUGGGAGACGUACCCCAUCGCCAUGCAGUCCGGCAUCAAGAUGCACAACGAGGUCAUGCGGCGACACCUGCGUAUCAUCGGUGGCUACGAGGUCAAGACCGAAGGCGACGCCUUCAUGGUCGCCUUCCCGACGGUGACGAGCGCGUUGCUCUGGGCCUUCACGAUCCAGAGCCAGCUCCUCGAAGUCCAAUGGCCACAGGAGAUCCUCAGCAGCGUCCACGGCGCCGAGAUGCAAGACGCCGACGGCAAUGUCAUCUUCCGCGGUUUGAGCGUACGGAUGGGCAUCCACUGGGGUCGGCCAGUGUGCGAGAUCGACCCCGUGACCAAGCGCAUGGACUAUUUCGGACCAAUGGUGAACCGGGCCGCGCGAAUCGAGGGCGUGGCCGACGGCGGCCAGAUCUGCGUCUCCUCCGACUUCAUCUCCGAAGUGCAGCGCAUGCUGGAAAGCCACAUCGAAGGCGACCGCACUGGAUCUACUGGCUCCGAGGACACGCUCUCCGACGAUCUGCUGACGCAAGCCAUCCGCCGCGAACUGCGCAGCCUCAGCAGCCAGGGCUUCGAAGUCAAGGACCUGGGCCAGCGCAAUUUGAAGGGGCUGGAAAACCCAGAGUACAUCUACCUCAUGUACCCGCACUCGCUGGCCUCGCGGCUGGUGGUGCAGCAGCAGAAGGUCGAGGCGGAGACGCGCGCGAACCAACAGGCGGAGCAGGAGGGGCGCAAGGCGAGGGAUUCGUCGCUGACGAUCGAUACCGAUACUGUGUGGGCGCUCUGGAACGUUAGUCUGCGCCUGGAGAUGCUCUGCAGCACGCUCGAGAACAAGGAGAGCACGAGCCUGAAGCCGCCGGAGACGGCGCUGCUGGAGAUGAUCAAGCAGAAGGGUGGCGAGGUGACGGAUCGGUUCUUGGUCAAUUUCGUCGAGCAUCAGAUCUCGCGGAUUGAGACCUGCGUCUCCACCCUCGCGAUCCGCAACAUGAUCAAGCCGUUCAAGGACGGGAUGCUCAACCAGGCGUGCCCGAUCGGGGACAUUCUGGGCGAGCUCACGUCGUCGCUGGAGGAGCUCAGGAAGUACAAGGAGCAGGAGGAAGAGGAGUUUUCUAUGGCGCCUUCGUAG